AAAAAAAUAAAUGUUCCCCAUCUCAACUUCGCUUCACUUGUGUUUUUUUCUAAUUUUACUGUCAUUAGGCCGAUAAUUUGAUGCAUAUUUUGUAUGCAACAGUUACUUUGACUACAUAUCGUGCAUUAUUAUGUUUGAAUUCAUCGCAGGGAGUGCUCUAAGUGCUUCUAAUAACUAAAAUCAAUAACAAUCAGUGACCAACAAAGUUACCAAGAUGAAUUAUGAAGCGGAGAGAGCUAUGAAUCAGAAGCGGCUGCGUAUGGAGGGUGAGCCGGGGCACGGAGUCGUCCAGGGGAACGGGUUACCGCUGAAUUAUAUAGAUAAUGGUCACCAGAUACCGUACCAGCCUUACGCUGGUGCAUAUAAUACACAUUACCCACCCCCGGAUGCGUUUGCGGCGUAUGGUCCUCCGCCCCCGGGUGGUUACGCGCCUCAAAACUUAUCGUAUGCCCCACCGGCGCAUCAAAACUAUCCUCAUCACCAGAGCUUCCCGCCACAACAACCUCCACAGGCCCAAUUGCAUAUGCAAUCGCACAUGGGUAAGUUAUUCCAAGGGUACGGAGAUGUGGGGGUGCACAAACCUGCGUGGCCACCCCAACCUCACCUGUUGCCUCCACUCGACACCCAGAAACCUCUAGAUGUGAAACAAUUGAAACCAGAAAUCAAACUUGAACCAACAGACGCACAGAAAAGAUCACAUCCUGAAAAUGAAUUGAUGGGAGGUGAUCUGGAUCAACCCAAAAUAAAAAUCAAGACAGACAUAUUUAAACCUGACGACUUAGCCCAAAGACCUGUUGUUGAGAAACCUCUUGACAUUGCUCAAAAACCUCUGGAGCCUCACAAACCACCAGAACUACAAAGUAGAGAUGAUGUGCCCGUGAGUGCAGAGAAUAAAAUCACAGACAAAUCUGGAGAAUCAUGCCAAUUGGAAGGCGCGAAAGAAGGUUCCGUUGAUAUUCAACGUACUACCGAAGCAAGCCCAGCCCUUGAUAAAUCGAGAGAAGAAGAGAGGAAACCGUUCAGUAGUCCAGAGUCAGGCAAAUCAGGAUCUACUCCGGGCAAGACGCCUACGUCAAGUUUAGAGCCCAAAAAACGGGGCCGCCCCAAGGGCUCGACGAACAAGCCGAAGCCCCCGGGCGCCGCGCCCCGCCCGCAGGCCUCCACGCCGCGCCCCCCGGCGCCCCGCCCCGCCGUCACGCCGCCCCGACCCAGGCACGCCCCCUAUCAGUACGCAGUACGACCGUUCAGGAAGGACUUCAGCGGCAUACAGUUCCGCAGGCGAUGGAGCGACGAUUGCCUCGAUUCAUCUCACAUACCCAACGAGGUUUACUUCGGCGACGUGCCCGUCUCCACUGAAGUGUUAUUCAACUACUACGACGCGAAUGCCGAGCGCGAACGUUUAGCCACACAAGCAGCACAAAUAGCUGCCCAGAAAGCGGCUGCGGCUAAGUUGGCAGCCGCCAAACUUCAAGCCAGAGGGAUCAUAUCAAACGAGGUAACGACGGUAGACUCUUCAUCAUCAGAAGAGUCGUCGGGAUCAUCAGGGAGUGAUUCGGAAGAAAGCGACGAGGAAACGCCUUUAAAACGCGGCCCGGGUCGGCCGAAAGGGUCUAAAAACUCCACUAGUCCCAAACCCGGGGCGACGCCCGGAACUCCCGGUAGACGAGGCCGUCCGCCCGUUCCGUUAGAACUCAGGCAGCCGGGUAUUACGGACAUGAAGAAGUUCUGCAAGGCGGCUGGGAUACGGUUCGACUAUAAGAAACUGGUUGAAGGUUGCACAAAGAAUAAGGAGCGUGUUCAAAAGAUGUUAGAUCUAUUAACGGCGGCGGGCUUAGAAGGCAAACCGACGUUAGAGAAGUGCAAGGCGCUCAAACAGGCCAAGAUGGACAAGAAGGAACAAGAGAAACAGGCUAAGAAAGAGGCGAAGGCCAAGCAUAAAGACAAGGAGGGCGCGGAGACAGAAGGCGGGGACGCAUCCACCCGUAGAAUGACGCGUGGCGCGACGGGAGUGAAGCCGCGCCAACGUAUCGUGAUUUCAUCGGACGAGGAGGACGACACGCCGGCCGCGCGCCGCACUCUCUCCAAGCUGCGGUCCAGCGUCAACUCUGACUCCGACGACGAGUAGUAAUCCUUCAGUUCCCUGCUCUUGUUAAAGCAGUGUCAGCUUACUGCUGCACUCAUUAGGCAGUGAACGGACUCACCGAACCUCUAGAAAGUGCUUCGACGGAGGUGCCACGGUGCAAAGAAGGUAGACUGGCGCUCUUUCCUACUAAUAUUAGGUGAUAUUCUUCUAAAUUACGAGCGAAUACAACAAACCCUGAUUGUAUAAUAAAAUAUGUGUGCGGUGGUAAUUGUAAAGAUUCUUUUUGUAAUCACGUCGAGUCAGUAAGUUAGUGAAAAUAGAAUGGUUAUUGUACUAGUGGAAACUAGAUUUAGUUUGCUUUUGUUUUACGGCAACACCUUUGGUUAACUACUCUAAGAAAGUAUUGAGGCUCUUUUAAAUUUAAAAAAAGUUGCCAGUUAUUGGUUUAAGGGAAACUGUGAUAUAUGUGUAUCUAUAUCUCUCUCUCGUAUUUACGUCUAUCUAUUGUUUAUGUAUGAAAAUUAAUAAAAUCAAAAUUAACCCAUUUACUUUUUAUAUGUUUUUUAAUAUUAAUGUCUUAAAGUGGUUAAUCGAAGGUGAUAUUGAUAUUGCAAUUAUUCAAAUAAUGUUGUCUAAAAGCAUACUUUGAGUGUGUAAUGAAAUAAUUGAGUGCUCAGUGCGAGUUUUUAUUUACUCAUAAAAACUUAAAACUGAAAAUGACAAAGAGCGCCAUCUAGUUAAAAAUGCAGCGUACUAUAGCUCAAAAAUCAAACAAGUCAAUAUAUUUUUUAGAACAAUAUCAUACAUUCCGUUUAUAAAACAUGCAUCUGAGUUUAAAAACUCGCACUAGUCACACUGUUUUCGAGAAUUAUUAGCAAGAAUCGCUAGAUGUUCUCGAUAAUCAACGGAAGAGUGGAUAUGUUCCUAAUGUAUCGUGUGGCGAUUAAAUGAUGGAAACACGCAUGUAACUUGACUGUUUAUAAUUCCCACACUUUACUUGGCUAUUCGUGUUAGCUAUAUGAGGAGCUGGCGAACAAAACGGUAUAAUUACAUAAAA
This is a messenger RNA of Chilo suppressalis (striped riceborer), 3140 nucleotides long. The record is from the annotation of a GenBank genome assembly. NCBI's taxonomy places the organism in Eukaryota, Metazoa, Arthropoda, Insecta, Lepidoptera, Crambidae.